CAGAAGAACAGCUCUUUCUCUUGUUCUCUCUCUAGUCUCUGUGCUUCACCUUUUCCACCCCGUCAUGCCAGCCUCUCACAAACACACCUGCAAGUAGCCCACACCACAUGCCAAGGAACACUCUACCCAAAACUCUGCGUUUCAACCCUUGCCUCCUUGCCCGAUCUUAUCUCCAAAUCUGUCCCGCAAAUCAUCUCCUCUGUCGUCAAUCACACGGUAUCUGAGGUGAAAUCCUCGUCCCACAACUGCAAUGGCCUCCGGAACAACCUCAGGAAUCUCAACCCACUCGAACAGAGAGCCCUCGACGAUUGUCUCAAACUGUUUGAUGACACUGUCUACGAGCUCGACGCCACCAUGGCUGAUCUCUCUGGCGCCGUAAUCGGCUUCAAGCGUUACCGUGACUUGCAGACACUGCUGAGCGGGGCAAUGACUAACCUGUACACGUGUCUUGAUGGGUUUGCGUACAGCCGAGGGAAUGUGAGGGACAGGAUCCAGGACAAGUUGUUUGAGAUCUCGCGUCAAGUUAGUAACUCAUUGGCCAUGCUCAAGAACGUGCCCGGACUGAAGAAAGCUUCCGAGUCUGAGAUCUUCCCGGAGCACGGGAACGUGAAAAAUGGGUUCCCUUCGUGGUUGUACUCCAGAGAACGAAAGCUCCUGGAAGCCAAUGUGAAUGAAACGAGGUUCGAUCUCGUGGUGGCAAAAGAUGGCACGGGAAAUUUCACUUCAAUUGGGGAGGCUGUGAAUGCGGCUCCCAACUCCAGCACAAGCAGGAUUGUGAUACACAUAAAAGCCGGGGCGUACUUUGAGAAUGUGGAGGUGAUCAGGAAAAAGAGCAAUUUGAUGUUCGUUGGGGAUGGAAUUGGGAAGACGGUAGUGAAAGCCAAUAGGAAUGUCGUCGACGGAUGGACAACUUUUCAAUCAGCCACCGUAGCUGUGGCGGGAACGGGAUUCAUAGCAAAGGGGGUAACGUUCGAGAACUUUGCGGGAGCGAGCAAACACCAAGCCGUGGCUCUGCGAAACAGUGCAGACCUAUCGGCAUUCUACAGAUGCAGCUUUAUUGGGUAUCAAGACACCCUCUACGUCCAUUCCCUCCGACAGUUCUACCGCGACUGCGACAUUUACGGCACCGUCGACUUCAUCUUCGGCAACGCCGCCGCUCUGUUCCAAAACUGCAACUUGUACGCGCGCAAGCCUCUGCAGAACCAGAAGAACAUGUUCACCGCUCAGGGCAGAGACGACCCUAACCAGAGCACCGGCAUUUCCAUCCUGAACUGCAAGGUCGCCGCCGCUCAGGAUUUGAUCCCCGUCAAGUCCUCAUUCAAGACCUACUUGGGACGCCCCUGGAAGCCCUAUUCCAGGACGGUGUAUCUGGAAUCCUACAUGGAGGAUGUGAUUCAGCCUGAGGGGUGGUUGGAGUGGAACGGAACGUUGGGCUUGGACACGUUGUAUUAUGGGGAGUACAUGAACAGAGGUCCUGGUUCCAACACGAGCGCCAGAGUCAGAUGGCCUGGUUUUAGGGUCAUCAACUCCUCCGCCGAGGCUUCUCAGUUCACAGCCGCACGGUUUAUUCAGGGAUAUGACUGCCCAAUUGCUUUUAUAUGGUCAUGGAUCGUAGGCCCAGCUAGUUGCAGGCCUGAUUUGUUUUUAUCCAAUCCGAAGUCGAAAGAAAGAGUUUUUUUUCCAUUGUGAAAAAGGCAAGGUGGGCAGUAAAAAGUGGAAAAGUACGAUGAUGAGGCUGAUGGGGCAGGCUUCACAGCGGACGGGACGAAGCCCUUUCACAGUUCACACUGACACGAGUGCUGCCCUAUUUUAGAUGCUGACCAAUCACGGUAUGGAUGACCCGCAGGCACUGAUAAUAAACCUCUUUGAGAAAAAACAGCCAUGGCUUAAUCAUGCGGGGUUGAGUUCUAACGCUUAAUAUCUGCACUUCGAAUCAGUGCCUUGGAGGAAAAAUGUAAAAUUUUAGUUUUAAACUUAGAAUGAGAACAAAGAACAUUUUUGUUUGAUAUGCACAGGGUGAUACGUACAACCUUGUUUUAUGGCCUCUGGCGGUGAAGCUAGGGGAACUAUCAGCCAUCAUGGCAUUUCAGUUUUCUUCUAUCAAAUUAUGAGUGCUAUAUAUGUGUG
This is a messenger RNA of Neltuma alba, 2127 nucleotides long. Its product is annotated as pectinesterase. The transcript is spliced from 4 exons. Gene Ontology annotation, molecular function: pectinesterase activity; enzyme inhibitor activity. Bases 355 to 1689 code for a protein of 444 amino acids. The record is from RefSeq and is a predicted model, not a curated record. Gene Ontology annotation, biological process: cell wall modification. Lineage: Eukaryota; Viridiplantae; Streptophyta; Magnoliopsida; Fabales; Fabaceae.